GCAUAUAUUCCACGGUUGCAUAGUUUUUUCCUCCUGUAAAAUGGUGCAAUAUUGAAAAACGUGUGUAAAACAUUGGAGGCGCUGUGUUCCAUGGUAUGUUCCCCCCGCCCGCACUGAGUGUGUUCUUCACUACGUCAACGUCAGCUGUGCUAGCGUGUAGUUCACAGGGGCAGAACUGCAGAAGAAAACACCGCCUGACACAACCCGAAAGGAAACGAGAAGCAGCGGUAACGGUUGAACCAACGGGAUUUUUGCUAGGUUCAUUGUAUGUCAAACUCUAAUGAACUCUGAUUCAGCAAAGCAUUUAUCGUGUAUACUUUUGUAUCUUAUUAACAACGCAUUGCUGUAGCCUGGUAAGCUAGGGGACGUUCACUCCGCAUUCACUUGGCUAGUUGCUUCUGUCCUGGCCACCGGCUACCAACGAAGGGAAGGAUCAGUGAACAUGUUCUCUGAAUAAGCUCUGUCGUCCUUGAUCUCCUCCAUGGUACUGCAGGCGGCUCAUGGACGAACAGGCACUCCGACAGCCCGUCAUGGUCUCCAGGCUGCCCAAGUUUGGCUCCAGACCAGCAGGGGGCUCCACUCACCCUAUCACCAACGGCUCUGCCAACCCCUCCGGCCCUACCGCUGCCAAGCUGCUGGUUCAGGCUAGACACAAUGGGAUAAUGCGACCCACCCCAACCCCCGCCCUCUCCUUCAAAUGGAAGGGGGAGAGGAUGGAACCCGAGUUCAGAAUGGAGGAGCCCAGCAGAGGUGGAGCCUAUCGCCCCCAGCAACCGCAGAAAGGGCCAAUCGCAGUGCGAGAGAUCAGGAAGCCGUCGGCUCCCGUGGCGACGGUGCGCCGCUCUGCCUCGGCCGUCUCUGAGUCCUCCUACAGACCCGCACACCACCCCACCGCCUUGAGGCUGCCGCCCAACCAAUCAGGCCUCUCAAACAGCAUGAUGAUGCCGGGCUCCGCCCACGGCAACCUCUCCCUGUCCAGUGACAGCCUGCGGUUGAUGCCACAGGACGACCCCAUGGUGCGCUCCCACAGCUUCAGUCACAUGACCUCCAGAGGGAACGUGCGCUCCUACUCUUUCAACCAGGAGCCUCCUCCGCGACACACCCCUCCUUCCCCGCCGCGCUCCUCCCUCGCCAUGCCCCCUUCCGUUCUGAACGGAGGCAGAGGGAGCAAGAUUGGCAUGAGCCGUGUACCCCAGGGCACCAUGGGCACCUCUCUGCCGCCCCCGGCCAAUCUAAAGAAGCCGCUGUUGCCUACGCCCGCCGCGGCCCCCAGCAAGCACUCGGCGCUCAGCUACAGACUGAUGCGGCCGUCGUUGAUCAGGCAGCCGCGGCCCACGCCGAUAGGCCGGGCGGAGGAGGAGCUAGUGACUGAGACGGGCCUCAGAGAUCAAAAAGAGAGGUCGCAGGUCAUAUCUGCUGCUGCAAACACCACGGAGAGAUCCAGAAGCCCCAGCACUGUACCUCAAUCAAAAAUGCCCGUCCAGACCCACACAGACAAGCCCAGAGAAGACAAGGCUGAGCUAGAUCACAUCAGCACAGACUAUGUCAAAGCUGAUGAUGUCGAAUCACACCAGGACAGAUUAGACUACUGCAGAGGGGACGAUGACACAGAUCAUCACCACACCCUACUAGAAACAGAAUACAGACUUGGAGAGUUAGAAAAAGAGGAUGGCAGAGUAGAGAGGUCCAGGCCAGAUAUCCUUACCAACAUUUGUCCCGGGUUAGACGGCCUCGAUGCGGAUGAUGGACCCACACCCUUAGAUCUUAGUGCGAAAAAGACCGGCGCAAUUACUGAUCCCGGAUCAGAGGAACUGUCGCAUGAUGAGUCUUACUGUGAUGAAAUCAGUGGUACCACCACGGAGAAGGAGGAUGUCGAGAGAUCUCCCCCACAUCAGAGCCCUGAGCCUGGGCCGAAGCGGUUGGGCGUGCUGCCCGCUCUCUGCGUCACCUCCAUCACUGGAGAGACGCUGGAAGACAUGUCCUUGUCCAGCACCUCGUCCCUCGAGCACAACGACACCAGCGAGGAGUACAUGGACGACUUUGACAACUUUGGCGACGGGGGCGCCAUUCUGCUUCUGCCCGCCCACGACGCGGAGCUCGCCCAAUCGGAGCCUCUCUCGGAGGACAACACUCCAGCCAGCCGGCACCAGGACGUGUGCUCCGUCACCAGCCUCCACAGCUUCCUCUCCGAGUCGGUGGACUGGGGAGAAAUGGGCCUCACUGGAGGAAAGGAGGCCUUCUCAGUGCCCGGUGGCGGCGUGGCGUCCGAUGGCGUGUUCCGUGAUGGCUCGUCUCUGGACCUGUCCCCCUCCGACAGCUCUGGGGCCACGUACAUGUGGGACGACGAGGACGGGCUGGAGGGGGGCCUAGGGGGCCCCAUAAUGCCUUGUGGCAGCUACGACUCUGACCUCAACAGCAUGGACAUCCUCAACAACCUGGAGAACAUCGAGUCAUGUGACCUGGAUGACGAUGACCUCAUGCUGGAUGUGGACCUGCCCGAGGACGCCUCCCUGCACAGCGAGGCUGAUGGGAGAUCUCAUUGGAUGAGGAGGCAGCAGCAGCUGUGGGGCAGAGAGGAGCAACUGCACAAUAACAACAACAGUGAUGAUGUUCUGCAGGCGCUGGCUGGUCUGGAUGUGGACGUGGAUCUGGAUGUGGACGUGGACCACGUGUCCCUGGACGAUCUCACCCUGCAGCACAUCGCUCAGGACUGCACCUCCGUCAAGAAUCAGCUACUCCAGCUCAAACAGCUGCUACAGGUGGAGGACACAGACUGCAGUGAUGAGGGGGUGUCGUCAUCUGAUGCCUUCACUCCUGACCCCUCAGAGGACAUCAGCUCUGACCAACAGGUGCAGGACCUGCUGAUGGAGGUGCAGAAGCUGAGGGAGGAGUUGAAGACCAAGGACAAGAUUAUUGAGCAGCUGACACAGCAGAUGCAGCGUGUGCCUGAAGAGGUCAGCAGGUGUGCCUGUCAUCUGAAGAAACAGCAGGAGGUCCACAAGCCAGAUACACCCAAACCAGAGCCAGAGGUGCACAAGCCAGACGUCCAGAAAGGCAUCAGACCCCUGCACCAGGACGGCUCCACACAGACACCAUGGAGAGGCCAUGCUCCUCAGAUUCUACGUCCCUCCAGAGACCCGUGCGAUGCCCCCUCCCAUCCGGGUACACUAGCAGCAGCAGCAGCAGCAGUAGGCCCCCUGUCAUCAUCACACACCCCUCUCGCCCCCCACCAGCAGCAGCAGCAGCAGCACCCCUGCAGUGGGGAGCUCCGCACCACCACCACCACCACCCUCCCCGGCGUCCGUCCUCCGCAGAAGCCCCAGUCCUGCCCUCCUCUCCUCCCAGACACCACCACCACCACCAACCCCAGCCCCGCAACCCAGCCAUGCAGCAGCGCACCGCACAACCACCACCACCACCACCACAACCACAACCGCCUCCUCCAGGGCCUCCACCCCCAGCAGGAUCUCAACCCCACCAUCUCAGGGCUGCACAGAGGCAGGGGCCGCCGGCGGGCAGGCCACAGCCGCACCCAGAGGAGGCCCCCGGGGGGCCCCCAGGGCCCUGCAGACAACAGGGGAGGGGAGCCGGCACCACCGCCAACGCCGCCGCCAGAGAGAGACUCGGCCGCGGCCCCCGCUCCGCAUCCGUCCACGUCGUCGGCCGGGCAGCCUCUGCCGAACGGCGCCCGAGCAGGGGCCCAGAGACCCCCAAGACAGCUGCCCCCUCCGUCGCGAGGCCUGCCCAGCUUCAGCGCGGCCCCCCAGGCCUCCAUCCCGGCCCCCAGUCCCCAGUCGCCCCCCGGCCUCGCCCCCAGCUCCGCUCCCGCUCGCUCAGCCCUGGUCCCCCCAAAGGGGUACAAGCUCAGCGUGGCCCCCGCCUCAGCCGCCCUGUCCGUGUGCCCCGCUAGAGACCCUGACAACACCACAUCGUCAUUAUCAUCGUCAUCGUCAUCGCACGCGCGCACCUUACCUGCUUCCUCACGCCUCCCCAAGCCAAAGAGCCACUGACACACAUACACAUACGUAGUACAUAUUUGCACAUGCUAGAAAUUCACCUGUGCGCUAAAACCCACAUUGACAUGCACAUAUAGACACAUAGAAUCAACAUACAGUCACACACUAACAUAUCGCCAUCAGUCCAAGUGACUCACGCACAUGCACACAUGCGGAAUAUGCAUUUUGGACACAACCUGCAGCUAUGCCGUCCAUCAACACUCAGUCCUAAACACACACACACACACACACACACACACACACACACACACACACACACACACACACACACACACACACACACACACACACACACACACACACACACACACUUGCUUCUGCUUCCCCAGCCGACUGUCAACCCCCUCCCAGCAAGGUCAGACUGGCAUGGCGCCACUGUGGCUCUUAUUUAUUUUGUAAAUAUGCCACUUACCCGCUCCCAUCCUCUCCUCUGAUUCCACCACAAACACAAGAGCGCCCACCCGCCCAAGGUUAUCAAAAUAAAGAUGUCCUUUUUUAUUUA
Messenger RNA from Engraulis encrasicolus (European anchovy), 4518 nucleotides. RefSeq lists its product as uncharacterized. The coding region runs from base 501 to 4010 and encodes 1169 amino acids. Gene Ontology annotation, cellular component: microtubule cytoskeleton. The record is from RefSeq and is a predicted model, not a curated record. The transcript is spliced from 10 exons. Gene Ontology annotation, biological process: microtubule bundle formation. Gene Ontology annotation, molecular function: microtubule binding. NCBI's taxonomy places the organism in Eukaryota, Metazoa, Chordata, Actinopteri, Clupeiformes, Engraulidae.